Oryza brachyantha (malo sina) is the source of this 1256-nucleotide messenger RNA. RefSeq names its product vacuolar protein sorting-associated protein 27. Gene Ontology annotation, cellular component: ESCRT-0 complex. The coding region runs from base 144 to 1040 and encodes 298 amino acids. The record is from RefSeq and is a predicted model, not a curated record. Gene Ontology annotation, molecular function: ubiquitin binding; metal ion binding; phosphatidylinositol-3-phosphate binding. Gene Ontology annotation, biological process: protein transport to vacuole involved in ubiquitin-dependent protein catabolic process via the multivesicular body sorting pathway; protein targeting to vacuole. NCBI's taxonomy places the organism in Eukaryota, Viridiplantae, Streptophyta, Magnoliopsida, Poales, Poaceae. The transcript is spliced from 10 exons.
ACCUCUCCCCGUCGAUUCCGCCUCAGAUCGGCGCGGCGCGGCGCGAGGCGAGGAGCCGCCGCGAGAUCGGCCGGCCGAUCAGCUCGCGUGGUCUCGCCGGAUCACCGGAUCAGGUUGGUUCACCGUAGCCGCCACCAUCGACGAUGGCUAUGGAGACGCCGCCGCCGUUCCAGGAGUCCGCCCACUGCGACGUCUGCGGCUGCACCUUCACCACCUUCCGCCGCCGCCAUCACUGCCGCAGCUGCGGGAGGACGCUCUGCCACGAGCACUCUUCGUACCACAUGGCUCUGCCGCAGUACGGGAUAUACACGGACGUGAGAGUCUGCUACGAUUGCUUCAACAAAUCCCCUAGUCAUGGGGGUGUUGGCAACGCUGGAUCACCUGGAAGUGUAUCUAGUGCAGCCGACUCCUUUUCAGGGUUAAACUUGGGUAAGGACGAUGCUUCAUCACCUACGAAAAACUCAACGUUUCACAGUGUAGCUCCUGUUAUUGAGUGCAAAUGUGGAAUGCCUUUGUGUAUAUGUGAGGCACCGAAACCGGAACCUGCACCUGUAAAGCAGAUUAUCAGCACAACUUCCUCAAGUGCACCGUCAAAUCCUAGGCCAAAAAAAUCUUCUACCAACCAACAAUCUUCUGAAUCAAGUGCCAAGAAGGCUUCGGCCACUUCAAGCAGCAACUCAAGCUCAUUCUUAAAUCUUGGCCUGAUGAGCAAUGAUAACAAUGAUAAGGAUCUUUCUGAAUAUGAUGUUACUGGGGAGGGACUGAGGGAAGCAAUUAAGAGUGGGGAUAUUAAAGCUGUCAAGAAACUUCUCAGCCAGGGAGUCGAUUGUAACUACUGCGAUAAGCAAGGAUUUACUUUGCUACAUUUGGCGGCACUAUUUAACCAGACAGAGAUUGCUCUUAUUCUCAUAGAUAAUGGAGCAAAUGUUCAGAGCAAAAAUGGGCAAGGGGAAACUCCAUUGGAUUGUGCUCCAGCCAUGCUGCAAUACAAAAUGCGCCAGAGGAUGGAAGAACUUGCGGCAUCACACACAGCGACCUGAGUGACCUGCACUCCUCUCGUUCAGUGCCAAAAGUUAAAAAAAAAAAAUGGUGCCCCCCUCUGCAUAUGGCCCUGAAUAAAACCUGUUUUAACAACCUCGAGAGCCGUUUUUUUGUUGUGGGUAUAGUAGUAUUUUGAGCCUGGCACCAUCGCCUGUAAAACACCGAAACUCAUAAGGUUUUUGCCCGCUAAAGAUAAUUUAUUCUGUUUAACCUUA